AUGCCAGUAAGCACGCCAGGUGUACAGAAUUACUCAAAGGACAAAAAGGUCGGUGAGGGUACUUAUGCUGUGGUUUAUGUUGGAAAACAGAUCCAUUCAAAUCGAAGAAUCGCCAUAAAAGAGAUUAAAACCGGACUCUUCAAAGAUGGACUUGAUAUGUCUGCUAUUCGUGAAGUCAAGUACUUACAAGAGCUCCGACACAUCAACGUCAUUGAACUUAUUGAUGUUUUUAUGUCCCAGGAUAAUAACCUCAACCUAGUAUUGGAAUUUCUUCCGUGUGACCUAGAGGUGCUCAUCAAGGACCAAUCAGUGGUGUUCAAAUCUGCAGAUAUCAAGCUGUGGCUUCUCAUGACACUCAGAGGUCUCCAUCACUGUCAUAGGAACUUCAUUUUGCACCGAGAUUUGAAGCCGAAUAACUUGCUUUUAGCUCCUGAUGGCCAGUUGAAAAUCGCAGAUUUUGGUUUAGCCAGAGCAUUUGGAAAUGCCAAUGAAGAUUUCACGCCAAAAGUGGUGACCAGAUGGUACAGAGCUCCUGAAUUGUUAUUUGGUUCAAAACAUUAUACUGGUGCAGUCGAUAUGUGGGCAGUUGGAAUCAUCUUCGCUGAGUUGAUGUUAAGAACUCCAUACCUACCGGGAAAAGAUGAUCUCGACCAACUAGAUGUGACCUUCAAGGCGUUAGGAACACCCACAGAGCAAAUUUGGCCGAACGUAUCCAGUUUGCCAAUGUAUAAUGCAUUAAGAGUUUAUCCUCCUCCAUCGAGACAAGAAUUAAGAAACCGGUUCAGUGCAGCCACGGAAAAGGCAUUGGACUUAAUGAUUUCUAUGACACAACUUGAUCCCGCCAGAAGAUGUGAUCUGAACUUAGCGUUGAUGCAUGAAUACUUCACUGAGUCACCUUUGGCCACUGAGCCCGAGGACUUGCCCACAAUUGGAAAGGACACAGGCGAGGACAAAAGAAGAAAGGUGGGAUGA
Sungouiella intermedia is the source of this 972-nucleotide messenger RNA. The record is from the annotation of a GenBank genome assembly. Lineage: Eukaryota; Fungi; Ascomycota; Pichiomycetes; Serinales; Metschnikowiaceae.